Messenger RNA from Elaeis guineensis (African oil palm), 885 nucleotides. Its product is annotated as CASP-like protein 1F2. Lineage: Eukaryota; Viridiplantae; Streptophyta; Magnoliopsida; Arecales; Arecaceae. The record is from RefSeq and is a predicted model, not a curated record.
UGAUUUUGAAGUGUUUUUUGACCGUUGGACGCUUGAACUCCGGGAGUUCGAAACCAAUCUUAUCUCUUGGAACCUUGGUAACCACGUUUAUUUUGAUUUCAACCGAUACUGCAUCCAUAUCCUCAAUCUCUCAGCCAUUCUUAUUCUUGCAUAGCGCAGCAUGGAAGGUAGCUCCAAAGUGGAAGCAUUAAGCCUCUCCGAAGCAAAGAGAGAGGAGAGAAGAACCAAAUGGGCCACCCAGGUGGUCUUCAGAUCAUUGGCGACCACCGCCACGUUCGCUGCCGGUCUGGUCAUCAUCUUCGACGAGCAAACGACCGACAUCGCCGGCUUCACCAUGCACGCCGACUAUAAGUCCUCUCCUGCCUUCAGGUUCUUCAUGAUUGGGAAUUUUGUGGCCGCUGGAUAUGGUAUGCUGGCACUGAUUUUGGUCUCGUACACUGGAACCAAUUGGCUCGUCAGCUUCAUGGAUUUGAUGUCAAUGUCCCUGGUAAUGGCUUCGGCUGCGGCUGCAACAGCAAUUGGUCAUGUGGGAAAGAAAGGAAACAGCCACACGGGCUGGAUGCGGGUGUGCAAUUAUUUUGAGAAGUUCUGCAACCGGAUUGAAUACUCCAUUGCAUGUUCUUACGCUGGUUUUCUCUGUCUUCUUGUGGUGUGUGCUCUGAGUGGAAUUCCAAAAGCUAGGAACAGCAGUUAAUUUAAGUUCUGAGUUUAUUGUUUUCUUUUAGUGGCAACUCGUUAGAUCUAUGAACCAUCCUGUCAAUUCAGAUUGUGGAAUAAGGAAUUGUAAUCUUUCUCACAUUGUAAUUCUGCAAAUUAUUGUCAUAUUUGUGUUUGGAUAUCAUCUGUAGUUAUCUGGACAUGUUUUUCGGUUGCAACAGGGUAGAA